Messenger RNA from Penicillium arizonense, 237 nucleotides. RefSeq lists its product as uncharacterized. The record is from RefSeq and is a predicted model, not a curated record. Lineage: Eukaryota; Fungi; Ascomycota; Eurotiomycetes; Eurotiales; Aspergillaceae. Bases 1 to 237 code for a protein of 78 amino acids. The transcript is spliced from 3 exons.
AUGGCAGAGAAUGAUUACGUUGUCGUCUUCAAGGACACCGCCACAAACGACCAAAUCGAUAAAUAUGCCAAUCGUGUCACUAAUGCCGGAGGUUCAAUCCACUCUAUAUAUUACAGAAAUGAUAAUCCCAUUAUUUAUGGAUUUAUCGCUGGAAUUCCCCACCAUAUUUAUUCUUCGUUUCAAGACGACGAUCUCAUUGAGUAUGUCGAGGAUGUCGAGGCUAAGGAGCCACUUUAG